AGCAAAAGUACGUAGAAAAGUGAUCAAAGCAUUUGCCUGGCAGUAUCCUCGUUCUUUCUCAGAAUAGAAAAAGACGUACCUCAUUUCAUCUUAGCUUUCGCACAUUUAAGCUGUUAUUGCUGGAUUAUUUCUUUGGUGGGAAUCUUCUCAUAAUCUAAGACAGAUCGUCCCUUUUCGGUACUUACAUGUGGUUGAUCAUUAUGACUGCAGGUAAAAGUUUAUAUUUUUUUGAUUCAUAGAUUUUGAGUUAAUCAUUGCAUCCCAAUGCAAAGCCUCCCUAGUCCAAACCAGAACAUUGCUCAGCCAGCAUCAGCAGCUCAGCGCAAGGUUCUGGUAUAUAACCCAGACUAUCAUGGUAAAAAAUUUGGAAAGCUUUGGGUACUUGGUCCAAACUACAGGGCAAAUUAUGAUAAAUUUCAGGAGGGUAUUAAAGAGAAAGCUCUUGUCCAUGUACUAUGCAACUCGCAAUGUUUGCGAUCAGCAAUAAUGGGUGCAAUAGGAGAUAUUGAAACCCAAGUAAGGGCUGCUUAUGCUGAUGAUGUGCUGGAUGGUUUGACAUCGGAUGUGGUCCAAGAGAUAAUGGUAGUAGACGGCUGCUUUUUUCUCCUGUUGUCAUUCUCAAUUCUUGGUGCAAAACUAAAGUUCCCGGAGAACGAUCUUGUUUUUGGCACAGGAUGCGUCACUGAAUACAUGGGCAUGUGGCUAGAGUCCAUGUUCUUUGUUGGAAAUCAAAUCCCUUUCAUAGUGCUUGAGAAACUUAUGGAUCUUAGUUUCUUUAAAGUACUUAAACAAACACUUAAAUGUAAGCAGCCACUGGAAUUGGGAAAAAGGACCUUACAUAAGUUCUUGAUUGUUGAUCAGAAUUCAAAACCAAUGGACUUAAUCCAUUGCCUACAAUCCAUCAUGCUUGGUCCAGAAGGUCGCUCAAACAUAGGUGUUGCAAAAAAGGAUGAUGACAUAGGGGACAUUGGUACUGCGACCAAGUUAUGCAAACAUGGUGUUAAAAUACGAAAGCUAGAAGGAGAUUUGGGGAUUAGAGGGAUGCGUUAUGAGUCCAAUGCUUUUGGGGCUGUUUUAUACUUGCCUGUAUUGAGGGUUGACAGACACACAGGGCUCUUAUUAAGGUGUCUUUUAAAGUAUGAGAUAGCUCAGGAACCUCAAGGGGUUGAACCUGAGGUAAUUACUUUCUUUAAGUUUAUUCGUGAGCUGAUUCAUACAACACAAGAUAGGGAAGUCCUUGAGUCUGAAGAAGUUGUUCAAGGACAGUCAACAGACUUACUAGGACUUCUAGGAACUUUGGAUGUCUUGGUUUCAUCUGGCAAUAUGCACUCUAUUAAAAGAGAAAUAGUAGGAAAUCAACCCUGGCAGUGGCGAAAGCCGCUAAAAUGGAUGUUUAUUAUUUCCUCUAUUUUGACGUUAGCAUUUGGUUUUAUGCAAAUGUACUAUGGCAUUCUUUCCUACUACAACCAGGGAAAGCCAUGAGAGGUGAUCUUACUGCAUCCCAAAAGAACACUGACUGUGUUUGUUGCUGAAGAAUAAUGCCCAUUAAUUUUUGAGAAGGAAAGAGACAUGGUUCAUAUUCUUCCUGUUGUUGAAUGCAGAGGUUGCUUCCAUGUUAUCCAUCCAUUGGAGAUAUUGUACGUCUAAUCUUAAUUUUGAAAAGAUUUAAGGGCCUUUGAUUAUGCAUUAGCCAUUUUAUGGAGAAAUGUUUUGUUAAAGAGGUAAGCUGCGGCACUGAUCUUUCUAACUGAGGCUGGAGCUGGGUAAGAGGAGACUUCAGUUUAUUGGGAUCUAUCAGCCAGUCACAUUAGGGCCUGUUGUAUGUUGUUCAGCAAGUGUAUUGUACUAUUGUAAAUUCGUUUGCUUCUCUCUCUAUAGCCAGAGAAACCUACAAAUGCCACGAGGCUGGCGCUGACCAUGAUGAGUCUUCGAUUUUCAGAAUUCAUCAUCUAAUGGCAGUAGGCCUUUUUCUACGUUGUUUAGCAAUUAUAUUUCACACUAGUAAAUUUUUCUCUCUCUCUCUCGGCAAUUUAUUCCACGGAGACCAAGUGCUGCUGAGUUUUAUUUUUUAUUUUUUUCUACUACAUAGCAAUUUUUUUUAAUUUUUUUCUACCUACAUAGUGUUAAUUGAAUUUGUAGCUUCGAACAUUGAGUACACACUAUACUAAGGACUUGAUUCUACUCCCUGCUAAGAUUCUAAGCUCAA
Messenger RNA from Coffea eugenioides, 2206 nucleotides. RefSeq lists its product as uncharacterized. The record is from RefSeq and is a predicted model, not a curated record. Bases 265 to 1482 code for a protein of 405 amino acids. The transcript is spliced from 2 exons. NCBI's taxonomy places the organism in Eukaryota, Viridiplantae, Streptophyta, Magnoliopsida, Gentianales, Rubiaceae.